This is a messenger RNA of Ichthyophthirius multifiliis, 1066 nucleotides long. RefSeq names its product protein kinase domain protein. The transcript has 6 exons. Gene Ontology annotation, cellular component: cAMP-dependent protein kinase complex. Gene Ontology annotation, biological process: peptidyl-serine phosphorylation; signal transduction. Gene Ontology annotation, molecular function: cAMP-dependent protein kinase activity; ATP binding. The record is from RefSeq and is a predicted model, not a curated record. Lineage: Eukaryota; Ciliophora; Oligohymenophorea; Hymenostomatida.
AUGGAAUCAUUUAAAUUAAAUUAAAUAAAACUAAGUGAUUUUGAAAUUAUGCAAACUCUAGGAACAGGUUCAUUUGGUAGAGUAAGAUUAGCUAAAUAAAAAUCAACAGGGGAAUAUGUAGCUUUAAAAAUGCUUAAAAAAGCUGAGAUAUUGCGGUUAAAAUAAGUAGAUCAUAUUAUAUCAGAAAACACUAUUUUAUCAAAUAUAAAUCAUCCAUUUCUUAUAAAAAUGUUAGGUUUUUGUUAAGAUGAUAGAUUUUUAUAUUUUGUAUUAGAAUAUAUAUAAGGAGGAGAAUUAUUUACUUAUUUAAGAAACAAAGGAAAACUUGAAAAUAAUGAAUCUUUGUUUUACGGUGCACAAGUAGUAUCUAUGUUUGAAUAUUUACAUGGAAUAAAUAUCGUAUAUAGAGAUUUGAAACCAGAAAAUAUACUUAUAGGUGCAAACGGUUAUUUAAAAUUAACAGACUUCGGUUUUGCAAAAUAUUGCGAUUCUCGCACAUAUACAUUAUGUGGAACCCCUGAAUAUUUAGCUCCUGAAAUACUACUUAAUAAAGGACAUGGAAAACCUGUUGAUUGGUGGUGCCUUGGAAUACUUAUAUAUGAAAUGUUAGCAGGAAUUGAUCCUUUUAAUGACGAAGAUCCAAUGGCUAUAUAUUAAAAAAUUUUAAAAGGAAAAGUAAAAUUUCCAAAAAAUUUUGAUAAAAACGCUAAAAGUUUAGUUAAGCAUUUAUUAGUGGCUGAUUUGACUAAAAGAUAUGGGAAUUUAAAAGGAGGAGUUAGUGAUAUCAAAACACAUAGAUGGUUUGGAGAUAUAGAUUGGGAUGCAUUAAAUUAAUAAAAAAUUCAAGCAAUAUAUAAACCUAUAAUUAAAGGUAAAAACGAUACUUAGAAUUAUGGAAGUUAUCCUGAUUCGAUUGAAUUACCAAAGGCUAUAUAAAGCUAAGAUGAUCCUUUUAUUAAUUGGUGAAGAUUUUCCUUUUUAAAUUAAAUAUAUAAAAAAUAAAAAUUUAGAAAAAAAAUUAAAAUAAGAUGUUUUUUAUAUAUAGAAAAUUAAUAUUUUUAAUUUU